Anopheles maculipalpis is the source of this 522-nucleotide messenger RNA. Its product is annotated as probable RNA-binding protein EIF1AD. Gene Ontology annotation, molecular function: translation initiation factor activity; RNA binding. The coding region runs from base 1 to 522 and encodes 173 amino acids. NCBI's taxonomy places the organism in Eukaryota, Metazoa, Arthropoda, Insecta, Diptera, Culicidae. The record is from RefSeq and is a predicted model, not a curated record. Gene Ontology annotation, cellular component: nucleus. The transcript has a single exon. Gene Ontology annotation, biological process: translational initiation.
AUGUCUCGUGUUACAAAGAUAAAGCAUGUGCUAAAAGAGCAAGAGGCGGACGAUUUCGAUGUACCGAAAGAAAAUCAACAAAUCGUACGUAUCGUUGCCAGCAGGGGCAACAACUUGCACGAGGUUGAAACGGCACAGGACGGCGAGGAAAGAUUUCUUGUUUCGAUGCCGGUCAAGUUUCGCAAAAAUGUGUGGAUCAAGCGAGGCGAUUACGUGCUGGUGGAACCGAUCGAGGAGGGCAACAAGGUGAAAGCAGAAAUAUGCCGCAUUCUGACACCGGAACAUGUCAAGGUGUUCGAAAAGGAAGGUGUAUGGCCACGCAAGUUUAGCAAAAAGCGCGACGCGGAAGAAGAUUUGGACGAGGAUGGACUGUUCCGGAAUACGAAUCGCAAAUUUAUGGCCCAAAGUUCCGAUGAUGACGAUGAAGAGGAUACGGAAGAUGAGGAUGAAGACGAGGAAGAGGAAGAAACAUCCCGAGAGGCAAUGGAUGCGACACAGAAACAGUCACCGAUGGACCGAUAA